Anas platyrhynchos (mallard) is the source of this 4379-nucleotide messenger RNA. It is a transcript of the gene PIGZ, whose product is annotated as phosphatidylinositol glycan anchor biosynthesis class Z. Gene Ontology annotation, biological process: GPI anchor biosynthetic process. Gene Ontology annotation, cellular component: endoplasmic reticulum membrane. Lineage: Eukaryota; Metazoa; Chordata; Aves; Anseriformes; Anatidae. The record is from RefSeq and is a predicted model, not a curated record. Gene Ontology annotation, molecular function: alpha-1,2-mannosyltransferase activity.
GCCCCCUGGUGGCGCGGCGGAGCCCCCGUCGGGCCGGGCCGGACCGGUCCCGAGAUGGCGGCGUGGCGGCUGUGGGCGGUGCUGGCGGCGCUGCGGGCGGGCUGGUGCCUGCUGCCACAGGCCGGCUACUUGCAUCCCGACGAGUUCUUCCAGUCACCCGAAGUCAUGGCAGGAGAUAUUUUAAACCUACAGGUCUAUUACCCUUGGGAGUUCCAUUCCAGCUCUCCUUGCAGAACAGUUGUUUUCCCACUAAUGACUUCUGGAGUUACCUACUGGGUGGUCAAGUCUUUGCAGCAGCUGGACAUAUGUUCAAGUUGCAUCAACAGCUACACCCUUCUUGUAUCACCUCGUCUUCUCUUUACAAUCUUUUCUUUUGUACUUGACUAUAGCGUGUAUCAAUUAGCUCCAUCCUGGGAAGCAGAUCCAUGGAAAGCGCUGGUACUUCUGGCUGGAUCGUAUGUCACUCUGGUAUUUUACACAAGAACAUUUACCAACACGCUUGAAGGACUUCUCUUUGCUCUUCUCUUGGUAUUGGUUUCCUCCAACAAAUCUGACAGCAGCUCACUAAAGCCUACAAGCAGCCCUCUCAUAGGUAUUGUAACAACUGCUGGGUUUUUCAAUAGGCCAACCUUUUUGGCAUUUGCGCUAAUGCCCCUGCUUUACUGGGCAGGUUUAAAUGUUGACUCCCAAAAGAGCAUUAAAACUAUCAUAAACCCCUUAUUGAAGCUAAUCACCUGUGCAUGUUUUACUGCCGUUGUUUUCAUAACAGCUGACACCUUAUAUUUUACCUCCGUGGGCUUAGACAACUUUUACAGCAUUAAAAAGAGCAGCCUAUUUGAUGUAAUAGCUCAAUUGAAUCACAAAAUGGUAGUAACUCCUUUAAAUUUUCUCAGCUAUAAUCUCAAUCCUCAUAAUCUUGCGCAGCAUGGAAGUCACCCACGAGUUACACAUUUUACAGUCAAUGGAAUAAUGCUCUUUGGGAUCUUACAUAUUCUGGCCAUUGGUGCCGGUUUUAAAAUGCUAAAGAAAUACAUCUAUCAAUUAAUGCGGGUCAAAUCAUACUACCGUGGGUCACCUAGGGUAUUUGUGCAUUCUGAGGGCAAUCCAAAAUUACUGCUGUUUUAUUUUGUUCCUUUGGCAUUCCUCUCCCUGUUCAGUCACCAAGAACCUCGUUUUCUCAUUCCUCUCAUCUUGCCAUUAGUCCUGUUCAACACAUCACAGAACAGAGCUAUGAAGUGGAAACCUGUCAUUAUUAUUUUCAAUGUCCUUGGGGCUUUGGUGUUUGGGUGGCUACACCAGGGGGGACUGAUACCAUGUUUGUUUCACCUGGAACAUCUCAUGCAUUCUCCAGGGUCCUCAAACCAUACAAGACACUAUACUCUACUCUUUGCUCACACCUACAUGCCUCCGAGGUCUCUGCUUAAUAUCAAAAAAAGGGACACAAAUAUAGAAGUAAUCGAUAUGGCUGGAUCUGAAGAAGAAACCCUCUGCCAAACAGUAGGGCAGCAAGCAAAGAAUUUUACCUGCAAUGACUGCCAUUUUUUUGUUAUAAUCCCUGGAACAGUCAGAGCCACAAUUACAAAGUGUGGUGUCUUGCUCAAGAACGAGACUUUGAUCUUUCCACACUUAUCAAUGGAAGACCCACCACAAAUAUCCUUCCUCUUCAGUGAAAAUUGGAGAAGUCAGCUAGGUCUAUACAUCCUUCAGCUAGGCAGAGAUCAUCAGAGCCCUUAGAUGUUAGAACAAUGUGAUAGCUUUUCACUGCACUUUGACUCUGUGCUGUCAGACCCCCCUUGUCACAGUCCCAUGCUCAGUAUGGGCAGUGUCCAUGAGCUCCCUGAUUCUCUUCAUUCCCUUUCUUCAUGUUUGUACACUCCUCAGGAUAGCCAGCUCUUGCUAGAUGCAAGUCAUUCAGUCCCUGUGGUGUUUCUUAAGAACUUGUGUAAUUUUCCUGAUGAGAGAGGGUGAACUUAGAGUCCACAAAAACUGUGAUUCAAGCUUAGCUCUUUUCACAUGAGAUAUACUUUAAAAGUUCUUACAGACUUGAAUAGAGGGCUUGUGGACUGUGUUACUGAUAACAGACAUUAACACUGCUGCUGCCGGAGAGAGGUUACUGGACUAGACAGAACCUCCUCACUCAUUAGACCAGACUGCAGUCACAAUAUAGGCAUUAGCAUCAUGCUAUUAUUGUCUGAGAUGCUCUUAGGUGGUUCUGUCUUGAAAAAUCCCUAGUAUUGAUCUAACAGAAUCUGAUUUAGAACUCGGAAGAUACUUCAGUAUAGGCAAUUAUGCUAAAUCCUAAAAUCCAAGCAUUGUUUUUGCCAGUUUCACUCCUGUAGAAAUUCUGCACAAAUAUUACAUACAUCAAUGCGAGGUCACUGGUUGAUGUGACUAAGCCUAUCUGCUGCUUAGCUCCUGAAAUGGGGCAGGUCCUUUUUGCAUUCCAGGUGAGUGUCACAGCUUUCAUUGCUCUCAGGUGGCUCUGUGCCCGGCAAUGCUUGAUUCAAGGAGCUGUGCAGACAGAAAACUGGCACCUUGGAGGGGCCCAAUUCCUUUUAUGUAUUUGACCAGACAGAUCUCUGAACUGGUUGAUGGCAAGGUUAGAGGGGCACCAGUUCUGUUGCCAGGGUGCGUGCAGGUUACCAGGGAGGAGUCACAUUCACUAUGCCCCCUCACCUUUCAGGAUCAGCUCCCAGCUUAAUCGGAAUGAUGGAUCACAGCCCUGGUGCCCUAGUUGAGACCAGUUUCAUUUUAAAGUAGGAUACUGCAGCAUGACUAAACAUUUUAUUUCAGAACAUUUAGAACUUCAAAUGCAGAAACAUCCUGACCUGGAGGGAGGUACUAGUUCAGUACAUUUGUAACACCCCUCUCUAUGAACUGAAUCUGACACUAAUUCUUUCUGCUUAUAAUGGCAGUAAAGCUUUUUGCAGUUCUUCAUCCAUACAACUUUACAUAAGACCUUAUUUGCCAGUUUUUCAACAGAGACAAGAAUGGUUGAUACCAGAGUCUAAAGGGAGGCUAAGAAAAAUCCACAUGAAGGAUUUGCCUCUUAUCUUCCAAAUUAAAUAUUCAGUCUAGAUUUUUAAGGAACAUCUCUCUCAUAAAGCGUAUUGUGUUAAAAGCCUCCCCUACGUGUUCACUGUAAGAUCCUUUAUCCCUCAUUACUGACAGGCCUGCAUAAUGAAGGUGUGUGUUUUUUGGUGAGGUAGGGGUUGCAUGUGUGUUUGUACUGAUGUCUCAUCCAGUAGUGAAGUUACAAAAGCAUCAUGACACUUACCAGCUGUAUUUUCCAAGUUCAAUUCCUCUUUGCUCUUUUACACUGGGACAACAGUAUUGUGCCACAGCUUGUAUUCCACAUCCCAUUUACUGUUUUGAGCUGUUUUUAAACAGCUUUCUUUAAAAGUUGAAAAUUAUUUUGAAAUUUACAAUCUCUGGCUGUAUAAGCAGGGUAGAUCUUGAAACUGUUCAGAGUUGAUGAAGCACCAAUUCCAUAACCUGACACUUCCACUGCUACACAGGUAACCUGAGAUGGAGCCAGAAGAGACUCUGGGCUACAAACACUAAUUCAGAAUGACAUUACACUGCUUUUGUCUCACCUGCUACUUUUAUCACUUAUACUACAGAUUCAGGUUUUCCAUCCUUGCACUCCUAAGUCUUUGUUGGCAGGAAGUUUAAUUUUACCAGCAGUGCAGGAAACUGUGCAUCUCAUCUGGUUUGCAAGGUUCUUUCACCUGGAGCAAGACUGGAAACCUCCCUCCCAAGUUAACUAAGCAUCUAGGCAGCUGUACAUAGUAAAACACAGUAUGGGAUGGCAAUUUUAGUCUCAUGGACAGUGUUAGAAACAGCGAUGAGAGUAAAGCAGCCCUGUGUGUUACGUAAGAGAAUUUAUUUUUCUCAUUUAUUUUUCUCUAUUUAUAGUUAGGAUAGCAGUAUUUGGCUUUUUUUUUUUUUUUUUUCCCCUAAACCCUUUUUGCUACCAUUGUCUUAAGGUGUGCUUUUCGGAAAGCUACCAAACUCCUGCACCCACCUGUAAAGCAGGGCAUUAUCCUAUCCAUCACCACCAUCCUCAUCAUCAAGCACUCUCGGAGCUUUUUGUAUUUUAGUUGCCAUACAAAUGUAGAACAUUACUGUUGUACAGACAGGAAUUGUUAACGGAAUUCCGGUGCGAAAUAUGGCUUUAUUUCAAGUUUCUUAAUCAAGCACUUAAAGUGGCAAUGCUGACAGUAUCUUGGUUGAUGUUUAACGCUGAGUCCGUCCUCUGCGUGUUGCCGAGUCCUGUGGAGAGUGCGGGCCGGCGCUGAAGUCCAUGGCAGCAGCUUCGCCUCGUCACGCUCCUCCUGUCCGGCGGUGGCGGUCCUCUCCUCCUCCUCCUUCUCCUC